Dinoponera quadriceps is the source of this 8872-nucleotide messenger RNA. RefSeq lists its product as uncharacterized. Gene Ontology annotation, cellular component: phosphatidylinositol 3-kinase complex. The coding region runs from base 385 to 3066 and encodes 893 amino acids. Gene Ontology annotation, biological process: intracellular signal transduction; phosphatidylinositol phosphate biosynthetic process. Lineage: Eukaryota; Metazoa; Arthropoda; Insecta; Hymenoptera; Formicidae. Gene Ontology annotation, molecular function: 1-phosphatidylinositol-3-kinase regulator activity. The record is from RefSeq and is a predicted model, not a curated record. The transcript is spliced from 7 exons.
CGAACAUGGUUCGAGGUGAAACGUGAGGCUGUUUCGCGUUGUCUCGUAGAUAUCGAUUGGUCCCGGCGCGGGCUCAAAUCGUGUGUCAUGCGGCGAUUAUGAGCGGUGUGUCUCUACGCCACGACAACGACGACGACGAAGCUUGGAGUUGCAUCACGUGAGAUCUAGUACAGAGAAUUAUCAACUGUAUUGUUUGAGAAUAUUGGUACUAUAUCUUGCUUAUAAUGGACCACAUGAUAAGUACAAGUGGAUAUAUUAAUAUGAAGAUGAUGAGGCAAUCACAUAUUACCUGUGGUUUUAUUUUUCAGGGGAUGAUGUGGAAAUAUCAAAAAUUUUGGCUGCUGUAAACUCUCCAGUACAUAGUUGAAAGAAAGGAAAUCUGAGAUGGACUCCCCACCAUCAUGUUCGCUAAGCGCUGGGCCUCUCAGUGAUCUUGGUAGCAGUGGCCUGGGGGGUUCAAUUUCCAGUGAUUCUGUUCGAGCACAUCUUGCAAUAGAGAUGCAGGAGAGUGACAUAGAGAGCAAAUCUCUAUCGCAAGAUUCUUUUGACUACUCUGACGGCAUGUGUGGUGAGAAUUUCAAUACCUUGAAAAAGGGCCCAGGCUGGAGCGAUGCGGACGGCAAGUUAGAAGUCGAAGUAGUUGAUGUGGCGAUCAAGCCACCACCGGAAUUUCAGGACAGCCCGUCGCCACCAGAUUCAGAAUCCUCAUCAGUACCAAUCUUGAGCUAUGCACGGCUGAUGAGACGAAUGCCAUACUGGAUGGAUGAUUACUCGGAGAGCUUGGUGCAGUCGAUGGUGGAGGAGGCGCUGGCAAUCUCAUGUCGCAUCUCCUGGCCGGAAGGGAGGAUCGUGCCGGCUACGAACCCGCUGCCAGUUGUGACGCGGGUGCAACAGUCCAAUCCUAAACGCAUGUGGGACCUGAUGGCGUCUCCAGUAUGCCAGGGUGCUGCCACCAUCACCAUCACUCCUUACAACACGCUGAACCGGCCGAAUUCGCGCUGCUCAUUGGCCUCCUCUAGGCUAUCCAGUUCACACAACUCUAUUAACACCACCGGGCUUGGUCACAAGGUCGAUGAUAGCAGUUUCAUCACGUCGGCAAUGUCGCACGACGUGCUCACCACCAGUGAGAUUAGUGAUAUGUACAACGUGCCGUUCGACUCGGACAUCUAUACGGUGCCGAUCGACGUGGUGCGGCCAUUACACGAUCUGCGAACGCCACAGCGGCCCAAACGCCACCGGCAUCGCAAGAGACGGCGAAACGUGUCCGCGAGUUCGCAGAGUGAGCUGGAGGCUCACAUCCAGCAGGCUCGUCAUUACUGCGGCAAGUCCCGGGCUAUCACACAUGUUAUUAAGUCGCAGCGUUUGUUGGCCGAGGUAUGCUGUAAUGACGGCAACAUCGGUGUCGGAGCUGGUGGAGGUAUUGCUGGUGGUGGCGGCAGCGGAGGCGGUGGAGGUAGUAGCGGCAGCGGAGGCGGUGGAGGUGGCGGCGGCGGCGGUAGUAGCGGUGGCGGUUGCAGUGGUGGUGGUGGUAAUGGUGGUGGUAGUGCCGGCGGCGGUGGUAUUGGUGGCGGUAAACGGCAUAGUGUGCCAGGUACUUCCGGUCGUCAUUGCGUUAGGACAUCGAAUGGACACGCGCACAACAUUGGCGAGCCGAUUCAUAUGACGCUGCACGAAGUGCGCCAGUACUUGCAGACGUUGUAUUCGAGCUCCAGCGAUUCAAGCGAAAACAAAAUGAAGCGGGAAAAGGCGCCGUUACUCGGCCACACACCAGUGCAUUUAGCUGCAACGCCCAAGGUCCUCAGUGUAAAUAACAAUAAUAGGUAUAGCAGUAAUGCGCACACAGACUCGUCCACGGACACGCCGGUAUCCAAUAAGAGUACCAGCAACGGUCUGAUGAUUCACCAUCACAACAAUAUAACAAAUAACAACAAUAACAAUAACAACCACAACAACAAUAACGGUAACAACGUGAAGAAGCACAAGAGGAACGCGUUCGUCGGCAUCAGGCAUAAGAAGACACGCGACGAGUCACACAAGGAGAAGAGCGAGUCCGAGCGGGAGAAGAUCAAGAAGAGCCAGCGCAACUUCUCGCUGAAUCUCAAGCAGACAUUGUGCAACAUUUUCCGAUUUCGCCGGCUGGGAUCGCCGGAUCACUUCGUGGAGAAGCGUAACAGCAUUGUGCAGGGCGAGAUCGUCGAGGAGGAAGAAGCGGGCGUCGAUUCUGAUCAGCAUACGACUAACAACAACAAUACCGCGUCCGAGACAGAACCGUCCGCACAAAAGUUGCCAUUUUUCAAGCGCGCGCUGCCUCCUUUACCCAAGAGCAGUAACGGCCAAGUAGGCGUGGAACAAGCAGAGGAGGCCCUCACGGCGAUGGUGCCUAAGUGCGAGUCCCCGACCUUGGUUCAGCAGGUCCCGCUGCCAGUUGCGCGACCCGAGGAAGACGCUGCGGAGGACACGAGCAUGGACUUUGCCGCUAGCAUCGAGAAAGUGAAGGACUACGGUUGGUACUGGGGACCUAUAUCCGGCGAAGCGGCGGAAAAGAUAUUAUCCAACGAGCCGGACGGCUCGUUCAUCGUGCGGGACAGCAGCGACGACCACUACAUAUUCUCUCUAUCGUUCAGACUCAACAGUUGCGUGCGACACGUAAGGAUAGAGCAUGACCAGGGUAAUUUCAGCUUCGGUAGCUGUACGAAGUUCAAGUCGCACACUAUCGUCGAUUUCAUCGAGAACGCGGUCGAGCACUCACGUAGCGGUCGUUAUCUCUUCUUCCUGCAUCGGCGACCGGUGCUGGGGCCGAUGAGAGUACAACUGCUGCAUCCGGUGUCGCGAUUCAAGCAGGUCCAGAGCUUGCAGCAUACGUGCAGGUUCGUCAUCUUAAAGAUGGUGCGAAGGGACCUUAUACCGACUCUGCCACUGCCACGCCGACUUAUCGACUAUCUCAGCACGCCUCAUUACUAUAGCGAGCAAUUGGCGACCGAGCAGGACGAUCGGGCCGAGUCACCCGUCAGUUCGUCAACCGGCGAGCUGGAGAAGAUUUGCUUCACGCCGCAGGGCCUGUCGUGAGAUACAGCCACACGACUCUUCUUUCCUACUCCUACUCCGCCCUGUUCUCUGUGCAAAGAGACAUUCGCGUCGGACGUCGCUCGCGGCGUUAACGGGAAUUUAAUUCGCCGCUUGAUUAAACUUUUCAUGGACAUGUAUAGAAAUUCGCAUCAUGGCUCGAUUGAAUUUCUGCCGACGCGCGGAAGUUUAACGUACAGUUCGCUUGUUCCGAAUCUUGUCUGACGUACAUUUUUCAUUGGUCGUCGUGUCAAUUUUCGCGGUUCGAUUUGAUUCACGGCUUAAUUCAUUUUUGACUUAUGCAUGAAUAUUUUGUUACCCGAUCGAAUUUGCGUUCGUCGAUGCACAAAGAGUUUAAUGGCUUUAUCAAGGUUUUGUCACGCUAGAAUUUAAUUUGCUGUUAAAUCGAGUCUUGAUUAACAUAAGGGAAUUCAUUUGGCGGUUUAAUCAAAUCCGUUUCCAUGUAAAAGUGUAUAGUUCACGAUCAAAUGAAAUUUUCGCUUACGCGUCAAAAUUUAAUUCCCGCUCGAUUAGAUUUUUGUUACCGUCAAGCGUGACGUAAAGUUAAUGAUUAUGCACCUGUGAUUUCGAUCAUUUUGAUGGCGUAUCGAUUCGUAAAAUGAGUAUUGUGAUUAAACUUGAAAGUAGAGGAAUUUACGGGGAUUUUUCCGGAUGUGCACCAUAUACCUAGAGCUGCAAAUUAUGGUCGUUUCAAAUUGUUUGAUUUUUUCAUUAUCGGAAAAAUUUCAUUUCAUGCUUUCAACACAAGCUACGAUAUUGCAAAAAUUCACUUUGUGCUUAUCGCACCGCUGGUAUCUAUCACGCAGGAGACAACAAUUUCUUUCCUUUCUUCGCGAUAGUAAUUGCACAAAAUUAUUAAAAUAUUUUUUUUUUAUAAGAAAUAUUCUCGCGCAAACAUUAUCUUUUACCUGAAAGGGAAUAAUGAUGAAUCAUUUAUUUGGUUAUUUUUAUGAAUAUCAUGUUUGUUUUAAACAUUAUUAAAACACGACAUUUAAAUUUUUUUCUCAAAUUUAGUGUCGUUACUUUUCCUCGCGAUUAACAGAUGCGAUUCUAUGCAGCUUGCUCGCAGCUAAGAUCGUAACUUAAGAUCGAUGAUCUGUGGAGUAUUUUGCGAAACAGGCGAUUAAUUAAGCAGAAAUUUCUCGACAAAAUCGUUUCUUGAUCUCCUGUCGAAUUAUAUUCACUUUAUAAUUGCAUCUUCGUUAAUUUCCACAGUGAAAUGAUAAGAGACAGAGGAACACUCACCGAGCUGAGUACAAAAUCAAUUCUGUAUAGCCUUUUUUAGUUUAGUUCCUUUCUGUCGACUGUAACGAAUGGCAAGAUUAUAUGUGACAUAAGCAACGCAUAUUAUCCGUUUAUAUGUAUACAUAUAUACAUAAAUACAUAUAUAAAUAUAUAAAUAUACACGUACAGAGAAACACAGUAGUCGGAUAAGGGAAAAAAUAAGCGAAAACUCCUCUUUGUGUGCCAUACUUGCACCUUUUGUCAAAGCUUUCGCGAAUUAACGUCGGGAUUUAGUUUGAAGAAUUAUAUUCCGUUCGUUGCAGUCAAACUUUCGAUUAGACUCGAGAGAGUUGUAUCUCCCCUAUAAUUCAGGACAAAUUCGGAGUCGAUUUAGUCGAUUCAGACUGACUAACCGCCAGAUGAUUAACUUAAUAAGAACGUAGGACUAUGUAAGUCGCAUUUUGCAAUCUUUCCGAAAUCUUUCUUUUACGAAUCGAUUACGCGAAACUACGCAAAAAUUAUCUUGGCUAUAAAAGUUUUUAUAUAAAUAUAUAAGUAACCAAAGGGACUUCUGACACAAUAUAAAGGGUAGCUAAUGUCGCAAUGCGCAACUCGAUAAUACGUCGCGUUUAUUUAACUAGCCAAUUCUUCAAACUAUUAUUAAUGUUUAGUUGGUGGGAUUCUUAGAAACGUUAAUGACUGGUGCUUUGCGACAUUAUUAUUAGUCUUUAUUUCGUACAAUUAGGAUAAGUCGUGCGUUCAUUCGUCUUGUGCUGGAACAAGCCUGUAACGCAGCAUCGUGCAAUAACAUUCGGGAAUUAAUCAGAUUCGUGGGAAGCAACGUGAAAGUCCAUUAAUUCAUCUUUAUAAUUACUUUCUCGUACAUCCUUGUGUUUUUCAACUCUGCACUCGCGACUUCGUUAUCGGAGUCACAUUAGGUCUGUUCGUUUUCGCUGCACCGCUGAACUAGUGCAAUAAGUUGAAGUGAGAAAACAUAUACUUGUCUCGCUUCAACUUAUUGCACUGGUUUAGCGGUGCAGCGAAAACGAACAGACUUAUUGUUACGUGCUUCUGCAGAUUGCGAAAGAGUGACGCGAGAUUUCCAAGCUUGUCAGAAGGUAGAAACUUAUUCCGACCAAUUUUCAUCUUUCCAUGUUUCCUAGAGCUUAAACAACGUGGCAUUAGUAUCGCAAUAGAUCUUCCAAAGGAAAACUCCUGUCGCAACUUGUAACCGAGUGUAAUAAGGACACGUUUACUUAUACGCAGACUCCCUGUUUCUUUCCUUCAUCAACCUUCUCCUUUCUCUUUCUUUUCCUUCUUCUUCUUCUUCUUUUUCCAAUAUAACGUCGUCGAGAAAUGAUUUGUUAAUUAACUUGCUAUUUCGAUACAAACGGACGGUAGUUUAAGAUACUUUUCUCAUGAAAUGAGUCAUUUGAAAAAAUCUGUUUUUGCACUUUGACAAAUUGAAGAACACACAUACACACGUAUAUGUAUACAAGGCACAAACAUACGUACAUAUAUAUGUGCAUACAUAUAUAAAACACACAUAACACGUACAUAAUACGAAUAAAUUUUGUACUCAGUACCCACUCGGUAGAUUUUGCAAUACGAUUACUAUUAAUAUUAACGAGAACGUCCAAUGGACUAAGCGAAUCCUGCGCGAAGGUUCGCGAAGCAUGUGCAUAUAGCUAAUGAUUAAUAACGGCACCACAGUACCUCACAGUCACAGGGGGAGGUAUACAUAUAUAGAGCAGAAUUAGUAAGGUUUUAUAACGAGCGUAUUUACGUCGGCAUAAGUUGCACACAACACGCAGACACAUACCCAGGUCACGUAUAUACACGACGCGCGUCCUCGCUUCACGAGGAAGUUGUAAUUGUUAAGAGACCGUUUUUAUUUAGAUAAGAUUAUGUUUUAAGGGUUAGUUGCAUUAACAGGCUCGAUUUUAACCGAUGCGAUCGCAUUUAAUUCUAAAAUAUAGCGAGCGAGACUCUCAGUUAUAACCGCGCGUUAACCUUAGUUUUAAUGAAUUAUAUUGUGACAUAAUAGAGUUUACGAAUUAAUUUAUACGAAAAUUUUUUUUUAUAAUUAAGCGAUCGAUCUUGGCUGAAUACCGAUAUCGAGCUGAUUUGAAUUUUGAAUUAUCUUCAGUCAAGCGUGGUUAGUGCAAUCGUCCCUGGGAAUUAGUUGUACCUUAAUUAAUUAACUCUCUAUAGACAGAGAAAUAGUCUUAGCCGAAAAUAUAUAUGAAUAUAGAUAAGAUGAAAAGAUUUAUUUAACCGCAGUUUAGUGCUAACCGACGUUUCUGUUAGCCAUAGUUGGUGCAACCGGCUCUAAAAAUUACUUGUAAGGAAAACGCAGCGAGUUCCACGCCAAGCGAGAGACCUCCGAAGGCUGCAGCAUGUCCGACAAACUAUUGCGAUAAUUGUCACGUAAGAACGCGUGUUUGCAUCGUAAUUGAAACGUUUAGCGUUUAAACAACCGAGAUUACGACGAAAUUAGACAAUGUAAGGGUAACUUUCACCAAAUUGCGUUUAAGUCAAUCGACAACUUAAAAUUACUAUCAGUUAAGUCUUCUCUAUUCUAAUACAGAUCCUUUCUAACACAGAUAAAAAUUAAUUCUUCGAUUAUUGUUGAACAGAACUGAAAAUUCGUCUUUUGACAAUUCUUAUUAUUAUUCAUCGAUUAGCCUAAUCAGAGUUUAGUGAAAGUCACUCGAAAUCGAGAAGUAGUUAGUCGGCGUUCAACGCUAAAUGCGAGCACGCUCGCGGCCCGAGUGAGGCUCAUCCAGAUAGCUCAACAAAUCCCCGUCUUCGAUCGUCGAUUAUGCGUGAAUCAGGCGACGGGAGGUGUACGUGUCAAACGUUUUUGUAUAUUUGUACACACUUUCAACGUUGGCGCCGCGCAGAAGCGAUUGCCUUUGAAUGUACACUUCUUCUAGCGAAAUGUGAUAUUACUGAUAAAGUCGGACGGUCGCGAUUAGAUCGCCGUUUCGCGUUAUGAGCGAAUGCUGGAAACGUUUAGACGAAUCGAACGUUCACAUUGCAGGAUGUCCCGUCGCAUAAUAAAGCUUUCGAAGCGUGACGUAACUUCGCGGGGCACCCUGCGCCACGGAAUGUAGCUUUCCGGCCCUGGUUGUGAAAAACGUGGUAAAUUCGUUCGAUGAUCCUCGAUCGCGAGAGCUCGAUCGCUUGGCGCGGAACAUAGAAUGUAUCCUCUCGUGUAUGCCAAAGUAUGCAACCGUACCCAAAGUACAGCAUCUUCUUUGUAUUUCUCAUACGAUGUUAAAAAUACGUAAUUUCGCGUACAAAAGUUUUUUACAUGAUCAUUGGUCACGUAAAUUAUUUAUAUUUAGGCAGAUCCGUGACUCGACAAAAGAAUUAUUUCGAAUAUAUAGGUGGGAGGACGUGGAGAAGGUGUCAAGAGGAUUUUAUAAAAUAUUGAAGAAAUAUAUAAGAUGUUGUACUUCGGCGGUACGAAACAGAUACAUUAAAAUCUUAUUGUUUUACAUACAAUUGCCGAAUGCUAGUCACAAAUACUGCAUUUUUUAGUUGGAAUUCAGUAUUGUUUACUAAUAAAAUACCAAUUUAAUGCGAAGUCCUUGUAUUUAUUUUUGCUGACGUUUGAAUCCAAGCGAAAAGGAGGAUGGGAAUAAGAAAGAGCAAAUUGCGAAGGUUCGAUUUCAGGAGACGAGCGAAUUCAUUUGUUGCUAUCAUAUAACACGACUAUGAACAUUAAAGUGCUCAAUAUGAGCGACAUAAUGAAGAAUCGAUUUCUUCAAGACGUGGACUUGUCCAAUUUUUGAAGUCGGAUCUAUGAUUCGACCAUGAAAAUUAAUUAUUGUAUACGACAAGGUAUAUUAAUUUAUUUAUUCUAGUCUAAUGUACAGGGUGUUUCGCGUAAAGCGACUCGAAGCCAUGUGUGUGUGUGUGCGUGCGUGUGUAUGUAUGUAUGCGCGUUAACACUUUGCGGUCCGCGGUCCACCCGAAGGCUUGACCGAAGAUGUUUGAACUUAUCGAAGGUAUAAUACGAAAUUACCCUCGCUUAUUUGGUUUUUUUCUUAUACAAAUGUUGAUAUCUAAAAUCAUCAUAUCAUAAGUUCAUCAUAUGUUUCGAUUUAUCGAUAAAACUAAUGUUGUCAAAUCGCAAUGGCACAGUGCCGUUGACUGACUGCAUCGUCGAAAUAAGUACGACGGUACCAUGCCGUUGAUGGGCUGUAACGUCGAAACGAGCGCAUCAUGCCGUCGACGGACCGCAAAGUGUUAAGAAACAUUAGGAACACGAAAAAUAAUAAAAAGUAGUUAAAAAAGGAAAAAAUCAAUAGAGAAUCCACUUUUAAUAUGAUCGUCCUCGGAAUCGAGAGAAACGUCCUUUUCCGAAGAAAAUUACUCGACGCUACUCGGACCGAGACGCCUUAAAUGGGACACCCUGUAUCUUCGUCACCAAGUUCGAUUGUCAGAGUGGAAUGUGCGCGAUAAUCAGACGUCUUCUGCGGAUUUUUUAAUUUUGUAAAUACGAUAUAUGCCAUAUAUAUAUAAUACAUAUUAUAUUAUAUAAUAUAAUAUU